Metarhizium brunneum ARSEF 3297 is the source of this 1479-nucleotide messenger RNA. The record is from RefSeq and is a predicted model, not a curated record. Lineage: Eukaryota; Fungi; Ascomycota; Sordariomycetes; Hypocreales; Clavicipitaceae.
AUGGACACAGUCGAGUCGAAGGAGGUAGCGACUUCUCAUGUCGAUGAUGCGUAUGUUGCCAAACAGUCCAUGGUGAUGGAUGGAAAUGGCCGCUGGUGGAACUGGCGCGUUAUUGCGAAUCUCGUUAUUGUCGGUUUAGCAAUGGGGCUAUUCGGCUACGACAAUGCCUUCGCCUCGCCUCUCGUCUCGCUGCCUUUAUUUGUGGAGAGAUAUCAGGGCCCUGGAUUCCAGGGAGCUCUCGUGUUUUCGGCUAGAAACUUGAGCCUCAUCAUCUGCAUACCCCUGGUUGGAGCGGCCUGUGGUGCCUUUGCAGCCAUCCCUGUACAAAAGCAUCUUGGCCGCAAGGGGGCGUAUAUACUCGCAUAUUCACUUCUUUGCGUCCCAAGUUCGAUAUUGCAGGUGUUUGCUCCAAAUUUAGGGGCCCUUGUUGUUGGACGUUUUGCAAACUACGUGGGCGUCAGCAUCCUCACGAACGUCUGUCCCGUUUACCUAUCUGAACUGAUCCCCGCCCACUUCCGCGCCAGAGCUGUCGGAUUCACUGUUGCCGGUAGCGGCGUGCUCUCCGUCGUCGCCACAGUCGUCGUAUGGGCCACGGAAAAACUUGGAGACCAGUGGCAGUACAAGAUCCCGCUCCUCGUCCAAGCUGUCUUCCCUGCCACGCUCGCCCUGCUAUCUCUUUUGCUGACGGAGUCUCCUGUCUGGCUGCUCACCAAGGGGAGACAUGAUGAUGCCCGAAGGAACCUGCUCCUGCUCCGCGGAGCCAACGCUGCUCUUGUUGAGAAAGAACUUGCCCUGGCGGCUGCUGCUUUAAAGUCGCAUUCCGAGCAGGCCAAUGUGAAUGUAUGGGAGAUUCUGAAACCAGCGAACCUCGAGAGGACAAUUUCUGCGUCUGCGCCGCUGUGCCUGAGUCAGGUCGGCGGCCAGAUUCUAGUUUUGACGUAUUCGACGGUUAUUCUGGUACAGAGCGGCGUAGCUGAUCCAUUCAAGAUCACAAUCAUCAUCUUUCUGCUGCAGUUUCUGGGAACGCUCAUUGGACCAUUUCUACUCGACAAGAUUGGGCGGCGGCCGGUUGCCUUGGCGGGCUUUGUGGUUUUAUUUGCGAUUGACGUUGUGUGCGGUGCGAUGGCCUGCGCUGGGCUGGCAACUCAGUCUCAGAGGAUCGGGUUGGCCGCGCUGUGUAUUGUCUUCAGCUUCACCAACGCCACUUGUUUUCAGUCGAUCGCGUACGUCUUACCAACGGAGGUUCCGACAUCACGACUUCGUGAGUCAACCAUGGCUUGGACCACGUUUUGGAGCUACACUACGGCUAUUAUUACCACAUUUGCUGUUCCUCAAAUCACCAACGCAGAUGCGCCUGAAACAUCAAACCGGACUCUUGCGGAGAUCGACGAGUUGUAUGCUGAAAGAAUUCCGAAGCGACACUGGAAAGGGUACAAAUCUACUGCAAACGAGAUUGAUAAUGACAAUGCGGACCGCUAG